UGAUUAGAAGAAGAGAUAAUAUGAAUAUUUUGAAUAAUUCAGUCGAUGCAGGACAAAAUUCGUUCAGACUGGAUCAUUUUUAGCACACAUAGUUUACACCAUGCUGAAAGAAGUGCUUCUAGGGAGGCAGAAACUGUGAGAGGUCAACAGAGAAAGAUCUCUAUAAUUGACCAACCCUUGGUUAAUUCCACUAUUGAUGAUAGCUUAUGUCAGUUCGACCAGAGACGGAGUAUUUAUACUCUAAGAGAAAACACCAAACGAUCAUCCAGAAGGUAUUGCUCAAGGGCCCAAACUGCUAAGAAGAAAUAUAAACCUUCCGUUCGGGACAUGACAAUCACGGAUAGGUCACAUAAUGAGUUUUUUGGCAUUAAGGGUUAUAAGGCUCCUAGGAAUUUGAUUGAGAAAAGUACUGACAGCAAGCGUAUGAUCUCUUCCUUCAACAGAGCUAAGAUAUUAUCAAUGUUUCAAGUUCAAGCAGACGAGAAGAAGAAAAUCCCUGCUCCUUGUGCCUACUCCUCAAUGAUAAAAUGGGACAAAGAGACUAUCGAGGGAGGUUUCUUGAACAAGAAGAAGAGAGUCACUCUUUAUGAUGAACUUAUUAGGAAAUCUAAAGAGUCUCCAGGUGUUGGGAAAUACAAAUGGAACAAACCCUUCAAGUUGAGAGGGUACUCAAGAGAAAGAUCAAGAAGAGUCACUUUUAUUGAUGAAAUGAAGGUCCAUGGCAAAGAAAUACCUGGCCCUAAGUAUAUUAAAGAUAGAGGAAUAAAAAAAAGUAAGUACAAAUUUGGAGACUCUGCUGUGCUGAAAUAACUCCCCAAAUUACACAUUCAGAAAGUUAAAGAAGAAUAAAGGGAAGAUUCAGCCUUCCUCAACAUUUAUUAAGGAGGAGAAUGGUCUUUUAGUGAGUAAAUAAAGUAUCUCCUGCUUAUUAUAAGGCCAACGAGGCUUUUCUGAAAACUCAGAAAAUAGUUAAAUAACAAAUGUAUCUUCAACAAGAACAAGGAGAAGAGAUAUUUCGAUAGAAUAGUAGAGGACAAGAAGAAGAUCCCUGGAGUUGCGAAGGACAAGUUCACAUCCCGACCAGUAACCUCAAAGAGUAGAUCCAUAGGUAGAAAAUAAAUUAUUCAAUAUAUUUUAUAA
Moneuplotes crassus is the source of this 1140-nucleotide messenger RNA. The record is from the annotation of a GenBank genome assembly. Lineage: Eukaryota; Ciliophora; Spirotrichea; Euplotida; Euplotidae.